Molecule: messenger RNA, 5842 nt
Organism: Nasonia vitripennis (jewel wasp)
Lineage: Eukaryota; Metazoa; Arthropoda; Insecta; Hymenoptera; Pteromalidae
Gene: sas
Product: putative epidermal cell surface receptor
Exons: 13
Coding region: 403-4926 (1507 amino acids)
Molecular function (GO): protein binding
Source: RefSeq, a predicted model, not a curated record
GCGGGCCCCCCUGGCACUCUCUCUCGAGCGUCGGGGCCGAGCAGUAGUGCAGUAUACGUACGGAACGCGAGCCGGUAGCGGCCGCCUCGCGCUUUUACCCGCGCCAAGGAAAGGAGACAGGAGGAAAAAAACGCAGAAGCCGGAUUUCGCGCUCGCCUCGACGAGAGACAUGACCCGGAUCCCCUUUCUCUUUCGCGUGCCGAGGAUGUCCCCGCGUUGCCGAGAGUGCCGAGACCGCUUGUGAUCCAGAUUCCUUCCGAUAAUUCGUAUUUCGCGCCAGAAUAAACACUGCCGAAACAGUCCGAGGGUGCGCGACGAGCACUGUGUGCAGUUAUAUUUUGUGUGAUUCGCUCGAAGAGAGGGAUAACGCGCAAGUGGAGUGUCCACGGAAUAUGCGGUAGAAUGAUGAGGCUCCAGGAAGGAUGGCUCCCCAUCGGCCUGGCGCUGCUCUGUCUGGUGUGCAGCAUCGGCGGACGCGCGCAGGAGAUCGGCACCGAGGCGACUACUGCUGCUGCUACCACUACAACUGCCGCCGCCGCUACGACUGAGGAUAUACCGGGCGUGAAACCGUUGGACGCCGAUGGCGUUAUUCCGAAGAAGCCCGUCGCCGAAAAGCCCGAGGCCGAUACCAAGAAGAAGACCAUCACCGAUUUCGCCAAGCCCAAGAAGCCCAUCGCCAAGGACGUCGAGCUGACGCCGGCCUUUCCGGGACUGCUGCUUCACGGCGAACCGAUCGUCGAGAUCGGUAGCAGCACGAAGAAGCCGGAGGAUGGCGAGACCACGACGACGGAAACCAUCGCCUCGAGAGCCAGGACGUUGAACGUAUCGGCUGCUGCCGAGCUCGCCAACAUCCUGCACUCCAACACUACCGAUCUCAGCGACGUCAGCAUGGACGACGAGGAUAAGGAGGUCGAAGGUGGCGAGUACAUCGCGUCGCACAACGGCACGGCGGCCAACGUCAGGAUGGUGAAUCCUCUGCCGACGGUCAGCCCGAUGUGCGUCGACGGCAACAAGACUUACGCCGUCGGGGAGAAGAUCGUCAGAGGAUGCGAAGAGCAGUGCACCUGCGCCGAGGGUGGAAAGAUCAGGGAAUGCGAGCCCGUCUGUCAGUCGCCGUUCUUCAGGUCCGACAAGAAAAUCAGCGACCCCUACUGCUUCGCCAGGAACCUGCCGGAGAAUCCCUGCUGCGCGAUCGAAGUCUGCUCCGAUUCGGCUCCCGAGCCCGAGGAGACGUGCGUCUUUGGAAAUACCACAGUGGCUCGCGGACAGAAAGUCGAAGACGGCUGCACAAAGACGUGCAUUUGCGAAGCAGGAGGUCACUUGAAAUGCCAGCCGAGAUGUCCGCCGAACGACACUGCGUCUGGCAUAAACCAACACGACCGUUGCGUCGUGCUUCAGGAUCCGAGCGAUUCCUGCUGCACGAUCACUCUGUGCGACGUCACCCUGGGCGAUCACGAAAUCAAAGCCGAAACUCCGACGGAUCUAGCCGUCAACUUGACGGACGUGAAGGUCCUCAACUCGACGGCCAUCAAACUGAAGCUGUCGUCCAAGACGCCCGACGAGGUGACGGUGGAAAUAUCGGAAAACAAUCACGUGUGGAGCCAAGUGAAGCCUACCAAAGACGGAAUAAUCUCGAAUCUGCAACCGGCGCACAGCUACUUCGUCCGAGUGGUCGACGGUUCUCGAAUCGGACCCGCGAUUCACGUCUCGCUGCUCGCCGAAGUGACAAAGACCAGUGUGACGGAGAAGAGCGAAAAGGGCAGUUGCAGUCACCGAGGCAAAACCUACAAGAUCGGCGCCGAGUGGUACGACGAGUGCAUAGCCUACUGUCUGUGCAACGAGACCGCGCAGACGGAAUGCGUUACCAUCGAGUGCCCCACGGACUUUGGUCUCGACGUCCUCGACCCUCACUGCCUGGAUUGGGAGACUGUGCCUCCGAACCACGUCCCCAAGGCCCCCAAUUGCUGUCCACACGAGGUGCGAUGCAGAAAUAAUGGCUCGUGCGCUUACGAGGGCAAAACGUACGACAACUGGUCCAGAUUGCCGAGCAACGUUACCGGUUGCGAGAAGGAGUGUUUCUGUGAAUUCGGUAACGUUACCUGCAGCGCGGCCUGUCCUCCCGUUACGCCUCAGCCGCCUCCUACUUUGAAUUGCAAAGGUCAAGCAGCGAUGCUCACACAUUUGCCCGGCGACGAUUGCUGUAUGCACUGGGUCUGCGCGCAGACUGAAAACAACGUACCAGGAAAGAACGCGACGAACUACGUAUACCCUGGCCCCAUAGCCCUAGACACAACAGUCAAGAAACCAAAAGAUAAGCCGGAAUCCAGCAAACCCAGCCAGGAGUCACCCUUAGGCCCGUCCUUCCCCUGGCCAAUGGCGCCGCCCACUGCCACUCAUCCGCCUCAGCCCGCCAUGCCCCCCAAUUCCGACGUCGUUCACUAUCCCAUGGAUCCUGGUCACCCCACCAUUCCCUACAUGGGCCCCUACAAUCCCGACUUCAAGCCCACGCAGCCCAGUGUCGAGGAACUGUUCCACUUACCGAGUCACGCCGAAAAGGCGCCUCCUGUCAAGGAGAAGUCCAAGUCCAAAUCCGACUCCAAGAAGCCGGUGGACGCGUUCAAGUCCCACAAAGACGGCAUCGAUCAGUUCCCCGGUCCUCUGGCGCCGGAUCGUUUCCCGGAAAAGACAUAUCCAUCAGAGAAGCCGACUCUGCCGCCUCCGUCCAGACCUCUGAAUCCCAACGUGGCGGUUCCUCUGAAUCCCAACAAACUUCCGGGCCUGAGCAAGGGAUCACCGGAUCACGUGGAACAGCCUCAGUUUAUCCCACUGAACGUCCACGACCACGAUUUCGCCCCUAGCAACGGCGAGAACCUUCCCCCCUCACACUUCGACACACUUCUCGAGAAUCCAGCUGCCGGUCCUCCUUACGCCGGUCCCAUUGGCUCUCGUCCCGAGUCCCCCAACGACCCCAACAACGUCGUUCCCUUGGCGCCGAAGAAGAAGGUGCCCGGCUCUGACAUCUACCCCAGCGAGAAGGGCAAGCCGUCCUCGAUUCUGCCGCCCAAGCGACCGGACAUUCCCCCGAGGAACCCGGAGAACAUCCCCGACGAGCUGUACCACCUGAUCAACCUCCAGCACCCCGGUCUGAUCCAGCUGAAUCACGGCCCUCCCAACGCUCACCCCGGCCUCUACGACAUCCACCAGGAGAUCGCGGGCGGUCCCGCCGACAAGGCCCCGGCACCAGCGCCGUCGCCGCCCAACUACUUCGGGCCAGUGAAGAACAAGCCGGGCAAGCCGCAGAUCUUCACGCAGAAGGACGAGAACGGCCAGACGACGUACCACGUGCACGCGGCCGAGGUGCCCAACUCGCCCCAACAGCUCGAGGAGCUGCUGGCUCACAUAGCGCAGCACGACCCCAACAAUAACCCCUACCAGCAGCACUACCCCGUAGCUGGCCAGCAACCGGCCAAUGUGCCCGCGCCCCAGCCUGGUCUGCCGCCGCGGCAGCAGCAUCCGCUGGACGUUGAUCCGCUGCAGCAGCAGCAGCAGCAGCAGCAGGUCCAGGCUGCUGGUGUGCCGGUGCACUUGGGCCCGCACGGCUUCGUCGCACAAGCACCGCCCGCUCCUGGUCAGUCAGGUUUCGAGCACGGCCUACCACCGAUCGGACAAUUCCCAGGAAUUCUGGGUCCAGGCGGCUCGAACUUGCCGAGUCAACAGGCGUACGAGAUAUCCGUCGAGGAUUUGCGAGCAAUCAGCGGAAACACCGUGCGCUUGAUGUUCACCGUGCCAUCAGUUCUGGUUGGACUUCACGGUCGAGUCGAAGUUCGCUACACCAGUGACAAAUCAAACAUGGACCCGUCAACCUGGAAAUCGCAGACUUUCGCGCCUCCGGGCGACCUCAUCGACACGGAAGACUUGGAGUUCGACCUGAGCGGUCUGAAGCCUUCGACGGUCUACAGACUGAUGAUAGUGGUGAAACUUCGCGAUCUGUCCAACACGCACACCAGCAAAAUCUACCAAGUCCGCACCCUCGACAAGGCGCCGAUCUCGCUGCCCACGGACAUCAGUAUCGACCCCGAGCUCAAGGUCAUCGCCGUCAAUUCCACCUUCGCCGAGUUCGAGUGGAAGAAGUUCACCAAUCAAGAGCUGCAGUUCAUCGAUGGCAUUUAUCUCAUGUACAAGGCUGAAGACGAAAAGACUUACUCCAUUACUCCACUUCUGCACAGAAGUGUCAAUUACUACGUGCUCGACCACCUCAGACCCUUGACGUCUUACGAGGUUCAUCUCAGCACCAAGGACAUCAUCGGGCAGGCUAACGUGCUGGUCGAUAGCAAAACGGUGAAUUUCACAACGACAGCCGAAGCCGAUCCCUACUCGUUUGAGGUGAAGGUCGAGAUCAAGACGAUCAAGUCGACGGAAGUCGAGGUGUCCUGGAACGGUGUGCCACAACCGCAGGAGAAGUACGUCAACAUCUUCCGGGCAGUGUACCAGAGCGACACCGGCAAAGAGGACACCAGCACUUUCAAAAUUGCCAAGAAGGACUCGCCGGCUAAGACGAUAAUCGGCGAUCUGAAACCGGGCACUCGGUACCGACUCUGGAUAGAGGUCUACCUGACCAACGGCAAGAUCAAGAAGAGCAACGUUCAGGACUUUGUUACCAAGCCCGGAGUUCUGCUGCCACCUGGUGCUUCUCAACAGCAAGGAAAACUUGCGUCGAUACCCCUUCACGAAGGUGACUACUAUGGACCCUUGGUUAUAGUUGCUAUAGUAGCAUCAUUGGCCAUAUUGUCGACUCUGAUUCUCCUGAUGAUGCUCAUGAAAAGGAGAACGAGCAGCAAGGCUGACAUAUCGCCCCGAAAAACCACGUCAGCCUACGACAAUCCCUCCUACAAGGUAGAAUUACAACAAGAGACUAUGGACCUGUGAAGAAACAGUUCCUAAUGGUCGCAAUAAAAUUACUUCCGAGCACGAAAUGGCCACGAUGAACGGUAACAACAGCAACGGAAAGGAAACCGCUUAAGAUUGUAUAACUUAUAUAGAUUAUAAAUAUUUAUUUAUGGUAGAGUAAGGAUACAGCUAAUGGCAAGUAGCUAAAAUGCCCUUAUCUUAAGAAUCCGUCCAAUUCAGAGAAUAAGUUUUCCACGUUUCGCCCGAGUGAACUGGAGAAAGCCUAGUUUACGUUUAGUUUUAGUAAGUUACUUUAAGCGUGAAAUUUUUAAUUCAUCAAAAUUUUACCCUACCCCUGUGUUAAAAAUCAAUGAGAAAAAAUCGUUAAAUACUCAAGUCGUGCGUGAAAUAUCCGUCAUACUAUACUAUAUUGUAGAACGCAUUAUUUAUACCCUUAUUAUCGGCAGCUUUUAUUGUUUGUUGGUUCCCGCACGAAGGAGAGUUCUUGAAACGUUGUAAGAAAGUUAUUGUACAUAGAAUUUGAUAUAUAGAGAGAAUAUAUAUAUACAUAUAUACAUAACUAUGCGUAGACUAUACAAAGAUUUAUAUUAUUUUGUACUUAUACGUAAGUUAUUCGUGAAAAUUAUUUCCAUUUGUCUCUAAGUUAUGUUACGUUAUGAAUAUUCAUCUUCAAAAAUGAAAAAAAUUAUAAGUCAAUAAAUUUAGAUUUUAAGUUUUGUUCAUUUGAAUAUUAUGAACAAUUGUUGCGUGUACUUAAUAAUGAUUUAUUCGUAGGUAUAAACUUUAAAGAUGAUUAUUGUCUAAGUGCAAUAUGGAUAUGUGCUUAUAAUAUAAUUUAAACCUUAUUUUUAAGAACCUGGGUUGCGCAAUACCAGUAAUAAUUUUUGUACAGAAAGCAUGUGUAUUAUCAAUAAAAUAUUAUAAUAUAAUUAAA